Molecule: messenger RNA, 578 nt
Organism: Didymodactylos carnosus
Lineage: Eukaryota; Metazoa; Rotifera; Eurotatoria; Philodinida; Philodinidae
Source: the annotation of a GenBank genome assembly
AUGGCUGAGAACAACAACCAACCGAUAUUAUUCACCCGAUUGCGUCAUCGUUAUGAAGAAGAAACAAGCUCAAAUUUAAGUAUUGUUUUAUUAAAUGUAAACAUUAAUUAUUAUGGCUUGGAAAACUUUGGUACAGUUCAGAAUUAUAUUAAAAGAUUUGAGGAUCGAGAUGAAUGUGUUAAUUAUAUUACGGCGAAAGAGGAAGAGAAUACCGUUCAUUUGAUUAUAUCAGAGCAUGUCGGCGCUCAUCUUAUACCAUUGAUUUAUGAAUUACGACAAAUAACAUCAAUAUAUAUAUUAAAACAGGAAAAACUGACCAAAGACGAGUAUUCGCCAAUAUCCCCAAAAAUUCAGGGAGGUUUCGUCGAUAAACAUGUUCUAAUACAUCAAGUAAUUAAUGAUCUGCGCAUAAAACAUAAAGAAACAAAAUAUUUUCUUAUGAAAGAAGUAUCAAGUCAGAAUUUAACAAAACAAUCAGCAAAAUUUAUUUGGUAUCAAUUUUUUAUUAAUAUUCUACUACAGUUGAAACAGACAAACUCAGCCAAAUUAGACAUGUUAACUACUGUCGAUCGAUUUGU